AUGUCGGCUGGGCUGUCGGUUCGCGGGGGCCCCUGGCAGCCUGUGGUGCAGCUCGCGGAGCGUGUGCACGCCGUGCGCUGCUGCACGUCACCGCUGGCCAAGACGCUUGUAGCGAUCGUCACGGACCAUAGCGUGGCCGUCUACGCGACGCACACCGACGACACGCGCCUGCGCUUGGCUCCUGUCGCGUCCUUCUUUGUCGGGAGCGCCGCAACGGCGCUUGCGUUCAGCCCUGGUGCACAGUACGGCAAUGAAGACGGAGUGGAAAAGAUUGAACUUGUGAUUGCCGCCGGCGACGAGCUGCGGCUCUUGUCGCACAGCGCGCACGGGACGUCGAGCACGGUCCUCGGCACGACGUCUGCGCGCAUUAACGACAUGGCCUGGUGCGCUACGCCCGGCUAUGAACAGUACGUUGCGUGCGCCGCGCAGGACGGCGCCGUGCAGCUCUGGGACCUCGAGCCUACCCAAGGCACGCCGGCGUGCCAUACGCUGCGUCUCGGCGCGUCGAUCCAGACGGUCGCCUUCCACGCCAAGGUUCCCAAGCUGCUCCUCGCGGUGGAUGCGAGCGGCGUCGGCCGCCUCAUCGACUGGCUCGCCUCGAUGUCGAACGGCGCGCACGAGGCGCAGACGACCAUGGCGUUUGCGGACCCUAGCGCGGUUGCGCUGCACGCCGCCCAAGGCGUCUGUACCGCAGGCCGCGCGGCGUGGCAGGCACAGGACCCCGACGUGAUCGGUGCGCUGCUUGGCACGCACUGGAGCGUGUGGAACGUCGGCGCACGGAGCGCGCACCCCACGCGCCCCCUGUCGAGCGGCACGCUCGCCGCGAGCGCGCUCCCCGGCCCUGGCGGCUUUGCCUUUUCGCCGACCAACUCGCGGCUGUUUGCCGUGUACGCCCCUGCGCUGAGCCCUGCGCUCGUCGCGCAGAGCGGUGCAGGGAGCGCUUCCCACGGCACGGUGCACAUCUACGAUGCGGCCUUCCCCCAGAACCCCCGGCGGAUCGAGAUCCAGAGCCAGACGCCGCAGACACCGGCGGCCGUCGACCUGGCCACGACCGGCACCGGGGGCGGCGUGAGCACGCUGCCGUCGGCGUACAGUGUCGCGGGCCUUGACUGGCUCCCCCAGCGGGUGGGUGCAUACGAUGUAUUGUUGGUGGCGAUCGGCACGCGGAUCGUGCCGAUCCCUGCUGCUUAG
Malassezia japonica is the source of this 1191-nucleotide messenger RNA. RefSeq lists its product as uncharacterized. Bases 1 to 1191 code for a protein of 396 amino acids. Lineage: Eukaryota; Fungi; Basidiomycota; Malasseziomycetes; Malasseziales; Malasseziaceae. The transcript has 3 exons. Gene Ontology annotation, cellular component: nuclear pore outer ring. The record is from RefSeq and is a predicted model, not a curated record. Gene Ontology annotation, molecular function: protein binding.